Molecule: messenger RNA, 1252 nt
Organism: Mya arenaria
Lineage: Eukaryota; Metazoa; Mollusca; Bivalvia; Myida; Myidae
Product: galactose mutarotase-like
Exons: 8
Coding region: 58-1086 (342 amino acids)
Biological process (GO): beta-D-galactose catabolic process via UDP-galactose, Leloir pathway; glucose metabolic process
Molecular function (GO): aldose 1-epimerase activity; carbohydrate binding
Source: RefSeq, a predicted model, not a curated record
AAAGUAUCGUUAAAUUACAUCUUUACAUAUUUUACAUAUAAAUACAAUUUAUCAAAAAUGACAGUAAUAAUUAAAAAAGAACCUUUUGGGAAAACACAGGAUGGAAAAGAAGUCACAAGGUUCGUGUUCGAAGGUGGUAGGGUGACGGUGGCGGUGCUCGAUUUCGGCUGUGCUAUUCAGUCUGUACACGCCCCGGACAACCAGGGGCGUUUGACUGAUGUCGCUCUGGGAUAUGACCAGGUCCAAGGAUACGAAAAGAAUUUACCGUAUUUCGGAGUGGUGGUGGGGCGGGUUGCGGGACGGAUUGCGGGCGGGAGGUUCUCCAUGGAUGGACAGGACUACUCUCUUACCAUAAACAACGGUCCCAACAACAUACACGGGGGAGUGACCGGCUUCAGUAGGCGCCUUUGGCAGAGCAGCAUUGACGGAAACGUGUUGAAAAUGACGUACAACAGUCCAGAUGGCGAAGACGGCUUUCCUGGUGACGUUAACGUCACCGUUACAUACGAGCUUAGUGAGGACGGCUCGUUAACGCUAGAAUACACUGCAACGUCCAGCAAACCAUGCCCGAUCAAUCUGACUAACCACGUCUACCUGAAUCUGUCGGGACAUAACUCCGACGACGUUUUUGACCACGUUGCCCAGAUUACUGCAGACACGUAUGUUCCUGUCAACAACGACCUUAUUCCUACAGGCGAGCUGUCGCCUGUAGCGGACACGGCGGUGGACCUGCGGCAGCCCACCCGGCUCCGGGAAAGAGAGUUGGCGAUCCGACGAGGGGACCUGGACGUCACUUACUGUGUCGGUCAGAACGGCACACUUAAACUGGUGUCCAGGAUAAGCCAUCCUGAAAGCGGUCGGUUCAUCGAUACAUUCACGACUGAGCCAGGCCUGCAGUUCUACACGGCCAAGUACAUGGCGGACGCUGUGGGCAAGGGAAAUAAGCAAUACCAACCAUUUGCCUCGUUCUGUCUUGAAACACAACACUACCCGGACAGUGUCAACCACAGCAAUUUUCCGAAUACUAUCCUUAGACCCGGAGAGACAUACCGCCAAAAAACAAUCUAUACAUUUGGCGUGGAGUAAUGAGUUCAAAAUGUCGGACGCAUUUCCAGUCGUGUUCGUUUUAGCCGAGCCAAAGGCAUACGUGUGGUAUUUCCUUGGUCAAGUCGUGUCAUUGACGUUGUCUUGUCCAUGUGUACCUCAUCAAUGCUUUGUUUUGCGACCAACAAAAUGAAAAAAAACAAUUAAA